AAUGCUGAGACCAAUAUAGAUAAUCCUUCAAAUGCCUCUCGUAGCUUCUGUCUGGUGUCAGCAAGCACAGACGAUGGAUGUCUACCGAUAUAGUCUAUCAGAAAUUGUGAAUGUGCUUCUUGUCAGCUUGCCCGUAUUUUCUGGAUAUUACCUUUUUAUUGCCGAAGGUUAGAUGCUGGUCUUCGUCGUCAUUAUACUUUAGUAUUGAGCAGUUUCUAUGCCUAAUAACAGUGAUGAAGGUAACCUCUUUGCAGUCUUACCUUGUUUUCUAUAAUAUAUGUUGAUCUGCAGUAAGUGUAAAGAAAAUUUGUUGUACAGAGUCGAU
Umbelopsis ramanniana AG is the source of this 325-nucleotide messenger RNA. RefSeq lists its product as uncharacterized. The record is from RefSeq and is a predicted model, not a curated record. The coding region runs from base 111 to 284 and encodes 57 amino acids. NCBI's taxonomy places the organism in Eukaryota, Fungi, Mucoromycota, Umbelopsidomycetes, Umbelopsidales, Umbelopsidaceae. The transcript has a single exon.